Messenger RNA from Caenorhabditis angaria, 11236 nucleotides. NCBI's taxonomy places the organism in Eukaryota, Metazoa, Nematoda, Chromadorea, Rhabditida, Rhabditidae. The record is from the annotation of a GenBank genome assembly.
AUGGAAGGAUCACAUCUUCCUCUUCAUAAACAAACAAAUCAUCCACAUCCACAUCCACAUCCACAUCCACAUCCACAUCCACAUCCACAUCCACAUUCACAUCAACCGGCAAAUGUUGGUUCUCGUAUGAGACAAGUUGGAAUGCCCAGCCAACAAAUCUUCACGAGACCAACAACAGUGAAUUCAAGAUCAUUUAUUCAGAACCAAUAUAUACAAAUGAAUAGUGAUGAGAUAAAUGCAAUCAUUCAACGAAGAAAUGCCCACGCUGCUGCUACACAAUAUUAUGGAAAUUCAGUAGCACAAAAUUCAAGAUUGAGACCUCUACCAAUUCAAAAUUCAAUGAAUUUCACAAAUCUUGAAUUUGGUUCAGAAAGUCCGAUUGGACAAGUUCUCAAAAAACAACUCGAAAAACCAGUGAGAAAUGAUUUUCGAGAAAAAUCACAAAAAAAGAAGGUGGUUACUUGUGCAGAAGUUGAGAAGAGGAAAAGAGAAGCAACUUAUGAAAAAAUGAAUCUUUUUUAUGCGAAGAUGGAAGAAGAUACAAAUUUGUAUCCAACAUUUCAAAAUGCGCACGAUUGUUCAUUGGAUUUCUAUUUUCACAUGCAGCAUGCUGAUUUGGAAGUGACUGAAUUGAGUCAUUUACAAAAAGUCCGAAACUUUUUUAAAGUUCUUUUAAAUUCGGUUAGUUUUUAUUUUUAUCAAUUACAAAAUGAAACAAACGUGUUUUUCCAGAAUCGGGAUACGCAGCAGAACAUUCGAGAUAGUGAAUAUUUCUGUAGGGAAUAUUUUUUGGAAAAAUCUGGAAUUUCAUUUCGAUAUGAUUUUUCAUCCGAUGUUCCUGAUUUGGUUCACCCACCAGUUCUACUAACUGGAUAUUUUCCAUAUAGUUGUAUUUCAAAUACACAAAAAGCUGAAUAUCUUUGUGCUCGUUACAAAGAAGCUGUCAAAGAAUAUCAGCGAUUGAUCCCGUAAGUUUUCUUCUCAUUUCUAUGGAAUCAAAAUUAUUUCAAUAAUUACAGCGCUGUGAAAAAUGUGAAAAGAUUUGAUAUGACUGUGGUUGCGGCAAAAGCUCAUUUUCUUUGGGAUUUUCAUCGCGAAGGUCGCCAUAUUCAUGGUUUUUUUUAUUUUGCAAAAGAUGCAUAUCAUACCUAUAUGGUUGACAUGUUCAACAACUUCCUGUUUCCUGGCGAUUUACCGUAUGAAGCCUGGGAUGAACGUGUUAAAGUGGCAUUUGAUCGAGUUUGUUCUUUCAAUUUGCAUUUAUCAGAAGUUAUUCGAAGGUAUGCUUUUUAAAGUUAAUUUUAUUUACAAAUAAUUAUUUUUCAGCAAUUAUGAAGAUUUCAAAGAAAUUUCUAAUCGAUUUUAUGAUUCAUAUCAAAGCCCACAUGUAACAAAAUCGAAAGAAUAUCCAAAAGGUGUUAACCAAAUAAAAGUUCGAAAAGUCGGACAGCAAAUGGAAAAUAAGCACAUAUUUGGUAAUAGGGCUAUUCAUAUUGGAGGGACCAAACCAUUGGGUGUAGGAUGGAGUUAUACAAAGUAAGAAAACACUUUCCAGUAAUUAAUUUUUAAUUUCAUUUUUUUAGCCAAUUGACCGAUGAAGAGGGAAAUUUGAUAAAACCAUCUGGAUUGAAUGAAUAUCUCAAUAUUACUGGUCCACUUUCAAAUGUAACAACAAGCACAUCUACAGAUGAUGGUCAAUAUGAUGAAAGCGAGAGAAUUAAACAUUUUCUUCUACCUGUUCUUCACGAAUUGACUGGUCAAAUGUCAAGUGAGUUUUUUUUAAAGUUUUCCACAGAACAUUUUGAAAAACAAUUUUAUUCAGGUGGUUUCGAAAAAGGACUACAUUAUGAGAAUUUUGAGACAAAUGAAGAAGUUAAAGAAGUUGCCCAAGUGUUGACAAUUUUGGUUUGUUCAAUUGCUGUUGAGGAUGUUGGCGAAGAAGCAGUUCUUGGUGAACAAGAAAAUGUGCAACAAGUUUUUGUUGAUAAACCUGCUAGAUUUGAUGAUAUUAUUGAUUUGGAUGGAGUUUCAAUUUUGGAACCAGAACCGGAAGUGGCUCAAACAACUCCACAAAAUAAAGAAGAUAAUUUAUCUGUUGAAAUUUCAAUUGAUCCAAUUCAACAACAAACUCCAAAGAAAAUUAUUGAAGAAUUGGAUGAAAUGGGAGAAAUAUUGGAGGAACCCGUCAGCCAGCCAGUGCAAUCAACCAGUCAAAUUCAAAUUCAAACUGAAACUAUUGAAAAAUCAAUUUCGAACCAAGAUCAUGUUUAUGAACAUGUUCCAAUUCGAUCAGGACCAGUAACACCAGUCAGAUCUAUUGCUGAAAUUAUUGAAUCAGUGUCGAAGGAACUCACAAUUGAGAGACAGAAUUCUCCACCUUUGACAUUAUCAAAUAUUCAUGAACAUCCAGGAAGUAGAAAAAUAGAUGCAUUGAAUCUAAUCAAAAACGAGACACCAAUCAAAAUUAUUGAAAAAAAUCACAAAUCCAAAGAAUUGUUGCAAUCAAUUUGCGAUUAUAUCAAUUGUUCAUAUGAAGAAACUUGUGAUUGGCUAGUAAUAUUAUCAAGCGUUAGUUUUCUUAAAUUAUUUUUUUCAAUACGGUUUAUUUUUUUUUCAGAAAGUUCGAAAAAAUCAAACGGUCGCCAAAGCAGAUCCAUUCUUACAAAAUCUUUCAAAAUGUUUCAAUUUUCAUGAAGAUUUGACAAGCGGAUCAAAAUGGUGGACAUUUGAUAUUGAUGUUGAUGCUAUGUUUUCUGGCUCUCUUGAAAACAAAAAACAAGAAUAUUUGGAAUAUAGAGAAAAUCCAAACAAAAGUAAAAAGAGAACUCUCGAUCAAUCUCCAACUAUUCCGACAAAAGUUCCUCGUUUGGGUAUGCAAUUUUUUCAAUUCGCUCAAUUCCAAAUAAUAUUUUUUUCAUUUUUCCAGAUGAUACUGUAGGUCCAAGCACCCCAACAACCCGUGAAAAGAGACGUUCGGCAUCAAAAAGCGUUUCUCCGCGAACUACUCAAAAUGAAAAUACCAAGAAUGAUGGACCAACUUUACCAAUUAUUGUGAAUGAUGAAGAAGGCAUUGAUGUUGUUACAAUAAACAAAGAUUCAAAUGAAAUGGAAAUUGAAAUUGAGAAAGAAAUUAUUGAAGAACAAAACAUUGAACCAAUUAUGAUAUUGGAUGACACUAAUAUUCCUUCAACAUCAACCGGAAAAACAAAGGAGAUUAUUGAUUUAGAAAAUGAGUUGCUCGAACAAGAAUCAAUUGAAGAAGUUAUUCCAGAAAUCUCGACUAUUUAUAAUGUUGAUGUCGAAAGAAAAACAAUUCGUGGAAUUGCAACAGUUUCCUUGAAUCUCACUCAAAAUUGCAAUUCUCAAUCAUUCUCGGAAACAUAUUUUGCUGGAAAAUUCAACAAAGAUUAUAUUGAUAGAAGAAUCACUGCUGUUUUGGAUGAAACAAAUGAUUUUAGAACUGAACUAGUUGAAAUUGGAAAUGAAGAACAUAUUGAAUCGGAAGAAGUUCUUAAUUCGAAUAUUGAUAUAGUAUUAGAUGAAUGUGAAGUUAUGACUGAGAAUCUAACUGUUGCUCCAAAUGAAUCAGUAUCACUGAGCGAAAAAGAUAGAAACGAUGAAUUAGUUGUCACAUUGGAUACACCAAAUACAACAGAACCAACUGAAAUCACUAUUUCUGAGCCAACACAAACAACAAUGGAAACAGAAUUAGAAAUUCUGAAGCAACCAGUUGGUGUUGUUAUUUCAUUAAAAAAUGAAAUUUUGGAUUAUGGCCAGGAUUCGCUAUCAGUUCAUUGUAAUUCAACGGAUAUGCAACGAAAUGGAGAAUGUGCAUCUAUCAAGACAACAAUUGAUGCAGUUCCAAUUAGCGAAGAUGUUGUCGUAUUUUCAACUCAUGAUUCAGAAAUUGUUCAAGAAAAAGAAGCGGAGAAGGGUAUUGUAGUUGAAGCUGAUAUUAAUAUGGCAACAACAAUUGAAACAGCUUAUAAUAUUCCGGAAACAAUCGAGCAAAAUUAUGAUCGAGAAAGUAUUGCUGGAAAAAUGUUUGGCUGAGCUCGAAACAAAAUCAGUUAACAUUGAAUCAACUUCACUGGAUAUUCAAAAUUCAACUAUUGAAUUGAAUGAUAAACGAGAUGGAUCUAAGAUAUUGGCCAAAGUUAAAUGUGUCAGUGUUGAAACUGAAAAACUUGCCGUUUCUGACAACAAAGUGAAACAUGGAAAAAUUUGUGAGAAUGCUGAGAAAUCAUCUGCAGUUGUUAAAUGUGCAAAAAUCAGAAAACAUUCAAUGGCAAUAUAUGGUGGAAUUCGUAAGAAGUUCAAGAGUAAGAAUAGAAGACCGAAGAGUCACGUGAAUAUAAGAACCAAUCUGAGCAAUUAUGCUACUUAUCGAAUGAAUCUCAAGCAAAUAAGAAAACGACUUUAUUUACAUAAAGACGACGUCGCAAUUGAUGCUGUUUUCAAAAUGGGACCAACAGUUGAAGAACAUAUGGAAGUUGUUGAUUCAAUAAGUGAUUUGAACAAAAAUUCAUCGGAUUCAUCAAUUCCUCCAGAUGAUGGUAUAAAUUGCGACAAAAUUGGUGCAUCAACAUCGAAUGAUGUGAAUACAGUGAAUAAAGAAACUGAAGAAAAAUUGAAUAAGGCCAAUAUAUUUGCAAUGAAAGAGCAAAAAGAAAUUUUAGAUUCUGUUCUACCAACUCAAAAUUUCGCGAAAACUGAAUUCACUCUCAAGAUGCCUGCUAAACCUCGCGUUGUAAUGGAUUCUGAAAGUAAGUUAGAAAUUUAUAUAAUUUAAUUUAAAUAAACAUAUAUUUACUUUCAGAGCAAUCUUAUAAUCAAAUCGAUAUCCUUUCUGCUGCUGUUAAGGAAACACUUGGAGAUGAUAUAUUCGAAAACAUUUUCAAUGAUUCAAAAGCAAAUAAAAUAGAGGAAAGGAAACAAGAGAUUAUGAUGAUGAAACCAUCAACUUCUGGAACUGAUUUCAAUCAAACUUCAGAACCAUCAACCUCUUCUUAUUCAUUGGAGAAAUUACCAAUGUCACACGAGGCUGAAAACUUCCUCCAAAUGCUUGUAGAUCAAACAAAUGAUGAAUCUUCACGUAUGUUUUUUUGUUUUUCAGUUUUUAGAUACAAACUCUUUUUGUUUCAGGAAUUCGAAUUGAGGCACAAACAAAUAUAUUGAAUUCUGAUGAAACAUCAACGCCAUUUAUACAUCAAGAAGAUAAUGCGGAAAAUCAAUGGGUCCCAUAUCCAGACAAAUUUGAUAAUCGUGACAAAAAUAGGAAACAAAAUGCGGAUGCAUCUAAAAAUAAACCAUCGUCUUCGACUUCCAAAUCAAAAGACUCUGAAAAGGAAAUGAUUGACGAUGAUCCUUCCACUCAUUUUGUUUGUGAUUUGAUUGCUAAUCGCUUCUUCAAAUUUGAACCAAAGAAUGUUAUGCUGAUGUCAAAAAAAUUCAAGAAGCAUAUUUUCUUGGACUUUUCAAUCAAAACAGACACGAAUUUGUUCUGUAAGUUAAUCAAAAUUGAUUUCAUUUCCACAAUUUUUGUUUCAGUUCCUCUGCUAUUCCCCCGUGAAAAUGGAAAGGUUUCAUGUUUAACAUCACGAUCGAUGGAUAUUUCCAGACAUGUUUUUGAUGAAAAAGCAAUCAAAUGUGAGUUUCAGCUGAAUUAAUUUUGAAAAAUGUUGUUCUUCUAGGUUUCGUCAAAGUUUCACCAUCUACACUCUAUAAGGCUUGGAGAGAACCACAAAUUAAACAAUCAGGAGGUUUGUGGAUGUUUUGUUACUCUAAUACAUCUAUUCAUUUGGGAAAAAAACACCAAAAAAAGUUAUUUUUUCUAGAAUUUUUUUCUAUUCGCGAAAAUGCACAAAAUAAAUGUCAAUCCUGACGAGACUCACACAAAAAUAACGAGCGAAAAAAAACAAGAAAUGAGAUUUUCAAGAAAAUCUAUUUUUCACACUUGCUGUCUCGAAAUGAGUAUGGGUCUUGUCACGAUUGCAUGUAUUACACGACAAUUUGAGUAAAAGUUAAAUAACAAAUAAAUUUUAACGAAAAUGGGCGGAGCCUAAUAUACAUGCAUACAUGCAUAGGUAGACAACAGAUAUAUACACGAAAGAUGCGUUUCUCUGCUGUCUGCCUAUACCUGUAUAUUAGGCUCCGCCCACUUUCGUUAAAAUUUAUUUGUUCUGUAAAAGCGUGUACAAUUUGUGAAUUUGGUGAAUUAAAAAAAUUGUUAAAAAGUUUUUUUUUUGUGUUUUUUUUUUGCAUAUGAAUGCAUAAAAAUUGGUUUUUUAGUAUUCGAUUCACCAAAUGUGACAGAAUUGACUUGGACAGAAUUUUUUGUUGGAAACUGGACACUAUCAGGUCAUAAAAUUCGAGCAACUGGUAAUGAUUUUUUGCAGAAAAAACUUGAUUUGCUUAUUUUUAUUUCCAGAUUUCAUUUUCCGUCCUCUCAACCAAGACGCUACUAAAUAUGCCAUCAUUUUUUAUGAAGCUGGUUGGUUCAAUCAAAUUAUUUGCCGACAUGUUCCUGAUUCACUUGUUCACCCUGUGGAUUCAGCGGAACAUGGUUGUGCUGGAUGUACAGAUAAAACAGUUUAUUUGAUACAUAUCUGUGAUUGCGAGGAGAAUGCUUCUUUGAAAACCGCCAGUAAUGCCAUAAUUAUCAAUUUGCGAAAUGCAAAGCUUACAAAUAAACGACAUGAUAUGAUUGGCCGAUUUAUUUGUCAACACGGACCUUCUGAAAAAUUGACUAUAAUCAAUAAAUCAGCAGCGCCACCAAAGUUAUCGAACGGUAUUAUUCACGGAGUUACAAAUGUUUUCCUUAAACUCUCCGACAGUUCUGUUUGCGAUGAAUCUCCAUUUUCCUUUGGUUUUAUCAAUUCAUUGUUGGAAGAACCCGAAUAUACCGAAAAUCAAAUAUCGAUUGAUUCAAACCAACUGUCAAAUCCACUCGAUUUAUACACUCCAACAACUCGACAUCUCACAGGACCUUCAACAAUUCCAGAUAGUUUUGUGGUCUCAAAUCAACUAGAAUUUUCUCAACAACCAAGUGGAUCACAAUCCUGCGACAAUUUGUAUAAUGAAACUGAAAGAUUCUUUGAUGAUUUAGCAGUGAUGGACAAUGAUAAAUUAACAACUCCAACACGCUUGCCAAUUUAUGAAAAGGAACAUGUUAAUUAUAAUGCAGAACAAUCUAUCCAACCAGAACAAGUGUUACAAGCUAUUCAAUUAACACCACCAACUGCACAGCAAGCCUUGCAUCCUCAAAAUCCUCUUUCUGUGCCAACAAUACAACAAAACGCACAGCAUUUCCAAUCAUUCCAACAGCAACAUCAACAAGGAAUUGCAUCAAAUACAGCUCCGCGUUCAGUUCCAGUACCAUCUACACAUCAAACCUCACCAACUGAUUAUAUUAUUGGACAACCUCAAUCAAAUCCAUCAUUUUAUUCGGAUAUGAAUCCAAGCAGUGUGCAACAAAUUUCAUCAAGUUCUUCAGCAGUUUUAUAUCAACCUCAAGCAUCAGGAUCACAACAAGAUAAUUGUGCGAUUCGUGCUUUGUCACAACAAAGUCAACGUCAAAAUGUUACUCAUUUGAGUCAACCACCAACACCUUUGUUCCAAGGAUAUUCAUUACAAUCACAAAUUGGAAUUUUCAAUGAAGAAGGACCAUCGCAACCUCGUCCUCAACCGGCAACAAAAAGUCGCCAAAAGAAAACACCGACGGAGCCGAAGAAAACUCCAGUAAAACGAUCCACUGCUAAAAAUCGAAAAGAAACAUCAGAAGAACAAUUGAGACAACAUGAAAAUCUGUGCAUUCCUGUUAACAAUCCAUAUGGACAUCCAGCUCAAUAUGAAAAUCAAUCAAGAGGUUACCCUAAUGCUGUACAACCUGUUAUGAGUAUUCAACAACAACAACAAGUUGCACAAUUUGGAAUGAUGAAUCCACCAAAUCAUUCUCAAAUGAUUCCACCAGGUGCCCAUCCCUUUGCGCGUCCAUUGGCUCAUCAAAAUCCGGAACUCGUACGUCAACUUGCAAUGCCGAACAGAAACACCUACAAUCAAGGUGCCCAGUAUGCAGCAAAUCCAAAUCAAUCAAGAUCAGAUUUCUAUCCAAAUCCAUAUCCAACACAAUCGCUUCCAAUGGCACCUCAAUACCCAUCAGAAGAACAAUUGAUGCGAUAUGCUCAAAGCCAAAGAAUUCAACAACAUCCAGGAUAUGGGUUACACACAAAUCCACAAGAACAAUAUAUUCGUGGCCCACCGAUAGUGCGGCAACCAUUCCCACCGCAAACUAAUCAACAAUAUCAACAAUUCGAACAGAGAAGACGACAAAUGGAGCAACUUUAUCAACAACAAAAUCAGCAAACACAAAUGCAGCAACAACAACAAAUGCAGCAACAACAACAAAUGCAGCAACAACAACAAAUGCAGCAACAACAACAACAAAUGCAGCAGCAUCAACAAAUGUCGCAACCGUCACAAAUGCAGCGGCCACAAAUGCAGCCACAACAAGUGCAGCCGCAACAAAUGCAGCCGCAACAAAUGCAACCUCCACAAAUGUCAGCUCAACAAAUGCAGCAACAACAACAGCGAAAUCAACCUAUGACUUCUCAAUUCCAAGAAUCAUCAAUGCAAGAUCAGCGAGCGCUGGCUUUCCAACAACAGCAUCGAUUACUACAAGAAGAAGAAAGGCUGAAGCGUGUUGAACAAGAAGAAUUGCACUAUGCUCAAAGUCAGAAUCAAAAUCAGAACCAGCAACCAAUGAAUCCAGCUGGAAAUUUCAAUAAUUUUGGUGGAAAUUAUGAUGCAUUUGGUAAUCAAGGAAUGUUCCCGGAUCCAACGAUGGACAUGCCGUAUGUUGGAUACGAACAGCAACAUUCACAGUCACAGAAUCAAUAUCAUAAUCCAAACCAAAAUCAAAAUCAACAUCAACGUUCUACUGCUGAAAAUAUUUCAACAAUUGAAGAUGAUAAUAAUUCUCGAAGAGCAACACCUGUUGCACCAAGCGUAAGUUUUAGAAAGUUUACAAUUUUUGAAAAUAUGUUUGAAUUUUUAGAGCAAUUCAUCUUCGAGUCCUAGUCAACCAUCCUGGAACUUCGACAACAAUAUUUCAUCAGUUGUAAGUUUAAUAUGGUUGUCAAAAAAUCAAAAAUUACAUUAUUUCAGCGUUCCGAUUCAUAUGCUUAUCGACGUAUUGAUGAAAGUUCAAUUCUUUCUGGAAAACUACCAUCUGUUCCACCAUCGUAUUUGCGUUGUUUGGAAGAUGAUGAAAAUGGUGUCUUGAGUUUGGUCCAAUAUCAAGCAGUACCUGAAACUGUUCCAAUUGCUCAACAAAGUAUUGGAGUCGCAGUUUGUGAUGAAGCUGAAGAAUAUGAAGCACAACAAUAUCGUCGAACUUGUGCAAUGCGAAGAAUGAAAGCUUUCUCGGAAGUGGUUUUGAGAAAACUCAGAAAGGAGAAAGAAAGAUCCAAAGUAACAACAAUUGAAAUUCGAUCAAAAUCUUUGGAGAACAAAAAUCGAGAAAAAUUGGUGGAACAAUCGAAACUUGCGAGAGUUGCAUCAUUAUGUCAACUUUAUGAAAUCGACAAUUAUGCCAAAAAGAAGAUGGAAAUUGUGAAAAAUAAAUUUGAGUUCCAAUUAGAAGAUAAGAAUAAUUCUUCAAUUCAAAUUGAAUCGAAAGAAUUUAUGGAUGAAUUACUGAAUGGUCGCAAAGUAUUUGACGACAACAAGACAAACAUCAAGGAUUCAAUCAGAUUUGAUAUGCUCACUUCAAUGCUUGGUGCCAGUUUUCCACAAGAUGCGCAAAGUUCAAGAAAUAAUGAGAACAAUAUGACGUAUUUGGAUGUUAUCAAAAAAUUCAGUCUCAUGAAAUUCUAUGGUUCAAAGGAUCUCAGCAAAGUUCCAAUGUUCAACAAAGAUGAAGAAAUGAUUCAUGGGGAAUCAAUCAGCCCUGUUAUGGAUGAAUUAUUGAAAUUCAAUCAAUUUAUCCGAGAACAACAUAAUCAUAUCAGGGAGAUUGUUGAUAGUAUUCCGGUUAGUUUAAUUUUUGAAUUCCCAAUAUACUAUUUACAAAGUAAUCUUUUUCAGGAAAUGCUACACAAUAAGAACAAAAAAGUUGAAGCAUAUAUCAAUUGUCUUGCCACAUCUCAAAGAGUCUGGGCUAUAAUUAUACAGAGAUUUAUGAUUGAUAUUCAAUCAAAUAUUUUCAAUAUUUAUAGUAUUCAUCGGGCCGAGAGAGCACAAUCUGUUGAGCAGUUGAAAGAACUUAUGGAACAACGAAAGAAGGAUAUAACUCUUAUUGUUGAUCUUGUUUUCGAUUUGACUCUCGCAAAAUCAUUGAUUGUCAAGUUUAUGAAAGGACCGAAAAAUGCUUCGCUUGCUCGUGUUGUCAACUCAUUCAUUUCACAUUCAAUCUUGCUGUUUGAAAGAAUUCGACCAUCCCCAUGGCUCAAUUCAGCAUUCCAAAAUAACCAACCUUGGAGAAAUCGUUUUGCCGAUUUUGAAGAUUCUGUCAGUUUGUUAACAAUGACACUCGAAGACAAAAUUCCGACCAAUUUUGAUGUUGAUUCAUUCUUGCAACAAUGUGCCCGUGAACAUAUUGAUCCAAAUCUUGUUCAAAAUCAAAUGCAAAGCUUCAAUUCUUCAAAUGCCAGAGCUACAUUACUUGAUGCGUUCUGCAACCAAUCUGCUUUGUUGUUCGACGCUAUGCGACAAGCUGUUCCGGAUGGUAUUGCUGAUCAUCGAAUUAUGUUAUAUUAUCGACAUCAAUUAUGGAUGAAUAUGAGACAACUUCUGAACCGUGAAGAGAUUUUCGUGACUCGAGAAGAUAUUUCCAAUUUGCCUGAUGCCACAAGAUCUUUAAUGACUUCUGCAGUAGCUGCUGGUGGAACCACAAGCUAUUGUAUUCAUUUGAGUGUUCUAGAAAUGCAGCAAUUGUAUUCACAAUUAUCGCGAGUGUAUCCUGGUGCUCCAAUGGUUCAACCAGCAAAUAAUGGAUUUGCAAUCUGGGUGGAUGAUAAAUCAUUGACAUUCUCGAUUGUUGUGGAAAGACCAGUAACAGUUAUUAAUGAUCCAAGACAACGGAAACAUGUUUAUUACUAUAGAGAUUGUCGAGAAGAAUAUGAUUAUGAGCACACAUUCGAACUUCCUCAAGGAAAUAUCAGAGUUAUGGUAAGUGUUUUCAUUCAGGAACAAAGGAAUACGAUAUACUAAACAAAUUAUCUUCAGGUUUGCAAAA